AUGUUCCAGUCCUUCACGGGCAACUCUCGCCGUCCGCGGCAGGUGAAUCUCGGAGCCCGCAAUACGAACCCUUUCGCUGCAUUUCCUUCGGGCAGACAGAACCCUCACGGUGCCGGAACACAGAAUACCCUCGCGAUCGCACAGCAGGAGCGGGCACUGAGACAACAGGAGAGAGAACGAUUGGGGGCAAGCCGGAUCGUACAGCGCACAUGGCGGGGUUAUCGGAGCAGGAAGAUAACGCGCAACACAUGGCGGAGAGAGUGGGAUGCCGCUGAGCAGCAAAAGUCAGAUGUUCUUUUGUCAUUCCAGAAUCUGUCAGGGCAGCCAGACUUUGAUGAUGCUCAGCUUGCUCUCCGGUAUCGAUCGGCUCCAGAUUGCCUUUCACAGCUGAGGCUCUUGGUGCAGUUCUUGGAGCCGUGGAAUAGCAGUGAUAUUACUCGCCUUGUGUACUUUUCGAGCGCUUUCCAGAAGACCCUGUGGGAGAUUCCAUCGAUUGCAACUGAACGAGAAUGGACGACAUUACUGAGGCGUCUUGCGAAGCUCACCCUCCGCGUGCUACAAUCGGCAACAUCUCCGACAGUGCCGGGAUUCGCAGUCAGCCAUCUCCUGCAGUUGCUGGCAUUCCUGACAGGCCUAAUCCCCAAGCCCAUGGCGCGACUGGCUAGAGACUAUUAUGCUGUGAUGGCUAUUUUGACGAAAAACAUAGACCUCCUUUCUCACACAGCGCAUUUAUCGAAAGAUCACCUUGUCCAGAGUGUCCUCGCCUUGCUUCGACCGAUCACCUCUGAGACUCUAACUGCCUAUGAGUGGUUUGCCAGGAGCUAUCUUAUUAUCCCGGAUCUUCCGGCAUACCUAGGGACGCUUGAUGAGCUAGCGAACAACAUCAACUAUAAGCUGCUAACGUCGGCUAUGGGAUCCCAGAACACACAAUUUGCAGAUGCACUCUUAAAAUCUGAAGAUGUCGAGGCACGACUGUGGCUGCUUGCUUAUUUUAUCUUCUUUCAUCGGUAUGCUCUGGGGAGCCAGGCUAGCCGUCAAGCACCAGAACCUGGGUUCGUGAAAACCGUGUCGGAGCUGCUGAAUUCCACCGCUGUGCAUGUUUCGCGGCGAUUGGAAAUGGAAGAAAGUGGUGAUUAUGAUGAGUCCCCUGAAAGAUAUCCACUGCAACCAUUUAUCAAAGAACAAUUAUUCAGCUUGAUCAACCAGAGCAACAUCACGGGACUUUUAUCACAACUCCAAUCCGACCAUCUAUCCCAGGGAGAGUUUGCAAAUUUCCAAUCGGAUGCAUCCCAAGAAGCCAAAAUCCUUGCUACAUACGCCCUGACGCUUCUGAGAGUGUUCCCUCGCCGGGGAGAUGAUAUUCGUAUGUGGCUAUACUUGGGAUCGGCCGCUACAGGUGAUCAAUUGGCAGGCCAGCCCGGCUCUAGAAUACCAGCGAUCAAAUACUUCUGGCAGGCCUCCAGGUCUAGCCGGAUAUUCGCGACAAUCAGCCAUGAUUCAACCAAGGUUCUUUCUUUGCUGAAUCCAGCAGAAGACGUGAAGGAUCCCAAGCUUUCCGACAUAACGCCAAGUGAGAGAGAUGGAGAAUGGACGAUAGUCCUCCUGUUUCUAGAACUGUACACCUUCGUUUUGAAAGUUAUGGAUGAUGAAGAGUUCUUUUCGAGUGGGUCGUCGUUUACUGCCUCUGCGAAUACGAGGGUCUCGUGGACCAAAGAGAGCGCGUUGCCAUUAAAAGAGGUCCAGGAUAUGACAAUAUUUCUCAAGAACCUGGCUUUUACCUUGUAUUGGAACUCGGCUGAUCUUAGUGAGAACGAAACUACGCAGGAUACUGGGGGGAUUCGAAGUUAUUUCAGCUCUCUGGUCCCAGCUUCAGACUCCAUCAGCAGCGUUAAAGACCUUGAGAUGAAGAACAAGGAAAAGGGACUACCCGGAGUCACUGGAAUUCCACUGGACUACUUCAAGGGAUUGGUGACAGGUCUGCUACGAAUGAUUCACGAACGCGAUUCGAGACGGAAGUUUCUUCCAGAUGGGCAUUGGUUGAUGACUAGUCGAUUCGACAUGGAGGGUUUCAUACCUGCUGUCGUUGCAGAAGAGGAAAACAGACACCAGCUCCAGGAUGACGAGGAUGAUGAAGAGGAAAAUGACCUGAUGAACGAUAAUUUCUACGAGCCAUCCUUGGGUCUAAUCGGUACAGGCCGUGCUCAGCAAACACGUCGCAUUGAGGCACUCAGACGGCGUCAGCAGCAAGCCGCUCGAAGGAAGCAGCUUGAGGCCGUGGCACCUAGACUUGAGAUACUGAGGAACAUGCCCUUCUUCAUCCCCUUUCCAACAAGAGUCCAGAUAUUCCGCGAGUUCAUCUUCCGGGAUCAGCUACGCAGAAGACAAGGUUUCAUCGACCCCGACGCGUGGCGUAUGUCGGUCGCUCAGGCUUCGAUGGGCCGCAUGAUCGAUGGGCGCCCUGCAGUGCAAGACAUCCUCGGUCGGCACCACGCGAACAUCAAGCGUGAGAGUGUUUUUGAAGAUGCCUUUGAGCAAUUCUACGAAUUGGGCGAAGGCCUCAAGGAGCCAAUCCAAAUCAGCUUCAUUGAUAAAUUCAACACAGUGGAAGCGGGAAUUGACGGUGGUGGUGUGACCAAAGAGUUCUUGACAAGCGUCACGAAUGAGGCUUUCAAAUCCACGAGUGAGCUUCACCUAUUCGAAGAAAACGAUCAACACUUGCUCUACCCAAACCCAGCUGCUGUCGAGCAGCGCAAAGAGCUUCUUCGACAGGUGGGCUUUGUUGAACGAAGCGCAGAAUGGAAUGAGCAGGUUCGCGAUCUACUCCGACGAUUCGAAUUUUUGGGGCGAGUAAUUGGCAAGUGUCUUUACGAAGGAAUUCUGGUGGAUGUCAAUUUUGCGCCCUUUUUCUUGCUCAAAUGGGCCUUGACGGGUGGCACGGGUUCCGCGCAGAAAGAGACAGCAUACCGUGCUAAUCUCAACGACCUGAAAGACCUUGACCAAGGCCUCUAUCAGGGAUUGCUACAACUGAAGAACUACCCGGGAGACGUGGAAGACUUUGCGUUGAACUUCACCGUCACCGACACGAUACCGCUAUCGAAUUCCCCUAGUCGCACGAUCACUCGGGAUCUGAAAGGCAAUGGGUCCGAUAUACCUGUUACGAAUCAAAACCGAUUGGUGUACAUUUCCUACAUCGCCCGCUACCGACUCCAGGUGCAGCCGGCCUUGCAGACCAAUGCCUUCCUGCAGGGCCUAGGACAGAUCAUCCAACCUUCGUGGCUCUCGAUGUUCAACCAAUCAGAAAUGCAGACUCUGGUGAGCGGUGAGUCGGGCGAUAUCGACGUCUCGGAUCUGCGACGGAACACGCUGUAUGGCGGAGUGUACACGAUUGGCGACGACAAGGAAGAGCACUCAACGGUCAAACUGUUCUGGGAGGUGAUGGAGAAGAUGACCAACGAAGAAAGGCAAAAGGUGCUGCGGUUUGUGACAUCCACUCCUCGAGCCCCAUUGUUGGGAUUCAGCCACUUGAACCCCCGAUUCAGCAUCCGCGACUCGAGUGAGGACCAGGAACGGCUUCCGAGUACGAGUACAUGCGUGAAUCUGUUGAAGCUGCCGCGAUACUCCAAUGCAACCGUACUCCGGGAGAAGCUCCUCUACGCGGUCAAUUCUGGGGCAGGAUUUGAUCUGAGCUAA
Aspergillus wentii DTO 134E9 is the source of this 3690-nucleotide messenger RNA. Its product is annotated as HECT-type E3 ubiquitin-protein ligase. Gene Ontology annotation, molecular function: ubiquitin protein ligase activity; protein binding. NCBI's taxonomy places the organism in Eukaryota, Fungi, Ascomycota, Eurotiomycetes, Eurotiales, Aspergillaceae. Gene Ontology annotation, biological process: ubiquitin-dependent protein catabolic process; protein polyubiquitination. The record is from RefSeq and is a predicted model, not a curated record. The transcript is spliced from 3 exons. Bases 1 to 3690 code for a protein of 1229 amino acids.